This is a messenger RNA of Sclerotinia sclerotiorum 1980 UF-70, 1455 nucleotides long. RefSeq lists its product as hypothetical. Gene Ontology annotation, molecular function: protein binding. NCBI's taxonomy places the organism in Eukaryota, Fungi, Ascomycota, Leotiomycetes, Helotiales, Sclerotiniaceae. The coding region runs from base 1 to 1455 and encodes 484 amino acids. The record is from RefSeq and is a predicted model, not a curated record. The transcript has a single exon.
AUGGCAAAAAGAAAGAGAAAUACGCCUACAGAAUCGGUGCCUGCAGUACCAGCAUCAUCUUUACCAUCGAAGAAAUUGAAGCAGUCUACCACGCCCAAAUCAAAUUCCUCCAAGCCGACUACCAUUCAAAUCAUAACGGGAUCUUACGACAGAGUCCUUCAUGGCAUCACUACGACAAUACGCUCCGACGAUGAUGUCCAAUUCGCAGAUACUUUCCUCUUCAAUGCUCAUACCUCUGCCAUUCGAACUUUAGCACUCUCUCCUCCCUCUGCGCCAGUUCCUAAACAAUCACAAAAAAUAAUCCUUGCUACUGGCAGUACUGACGAGCGCAUAAACCUCUACCACAUAUCCGCACACCCUCCAUCUAAAAUAUCUAUCCCUGCAAUUCCUUCUCUCACGGCCAAGGCUGUUGUAGAAAAUCCUCAAAAUCGCGAGCUUGGUUCCCUGCUGCACCAUGCCUCUUCAAUAACCGCCCUCUAUUUCCCAACUAGGAGCAAACUGAUGAGUUCUGCUGAAGAUUCGACAAUUGCAGUUACGCGAACAAGGGAUUGGAGCUUAUUGAGUACUAUCAAGGCACCCAUACCGAAAGCGGUGGGCAGGCCUAGUGGUGAUACUGCCCCGCUUGGGGGACAGCCUAGUGGAGUGAAUGACUUCGCGGUUCAUCCGAGUAUGAAACUCAUGCUUAGUGUGGGUAAGGGAGAGAAGUCUAUGAGAUUGUGGAACUUGGUUACGGGAAAAAAGGCGGGCGUGCUAAAUUUUGAGAGAGAUAUGUUAGGCGAGGUAGGAGAAGGAAGAUUUAGUAGUGGAGAGGGAAGGAGAGUCGCCUGGGGCAAUACUAAAGAGGGCGGAGAGGAGUUUUGUGUAGGAUUUGAAAAGGGACUGCUGAUUUUCGGGAUGGACUGCAAAGUUAGGUGCAAGGUAGUCCCUACACCAAGGACCAAGAUCCAUCAGCUUUCUUACGUUCAGGUGGGAGAUGAUGAAGAUGCCCAAGUCUUGGCUGUUUCGACGGAGGAUGGAAGAAUAUUAUUUUACUCUACAGAUCCCAAAGAUCUGGAGACUACAAAAGCAGCGGAAGGCAAAACACAGCCAAUAGCAGCUGCCAAACUCUUCGCGCAACUUGGCGGGAAAGAUUACGGUGUAUCCGGGCGUAUCAAGGACUUUGCCGUUUUGAAUAUUGGAGAGGGCGCUUCAAGAUACAUCAUCAUUGUGGCAGCAAGUAGUGACGGUGCAGUCAGACUCUACAAAUUAUCUGCCGCCAAGGAUUUGGCUCAAAUUGGAGAGAAAGUAAACCAGGUCGGAAAACUAAUUGGCACAUACGAGACUGGAAAUCGUAUUACAUGUUUAAAGGCAUUUGUAAUGUUACCGACUCCUGAAGGAGUAGAGGAUGAAGAAAUCGAGAUAAACGAGGAUGAUGAUGAGGAGAGAGCAGAUAGUAGCAGUGAUGAUAGCGAAUAA